CAGAUUUUGCAAUGUGUGCGCUCUCAUCAGGAGGCUCCAGGAGCAGUUCACGCAUAGGGAGCAAGUGCCAAGUGUCUAGGGCCUGAGCCAAGGAAGCAGAGACCCAGGGUGCAAGGGGCUGGGAGCAGGGCUUCCUCCCCGGGGACUAUGGAACUGAGAUCCCCUGGCAGCAGGACAGGUCUCUCCACAGGGCUGUUUCUCCUGCUUUGUGCUUUCCUGCCUCCUGAGACACCUGGGAAAGAAGUGAAUCUCCUGGACACAAGCACUGCACAGAGUGAACUGGGCUGGCUUCCGGAUCCUCCAGAAACAGGGUGGAGCGAGGUGCAGCAGAUGAUAAACAGCACCCCCAUCUACAUGUACCAGGACUGCAGCGUGCUCUCGGAGGGCGACACUGAUCACUGGCUCCGGACCAACUGGAUCUACCGGGGUGAGGCAGCCUCCCGCAUCUACGUGGAGCUAAAGUUCACUGUGCGUGACUGCAAGAGCUUCAAGGGUGAGGUAGUGACCUGCAAAGAGACCUUCAAUCUCUACUAUAUGGAGUCAGAGCAGGAUGUCGGCAUCCAGUUCCGUCGCCCCCUGUUCACCAAGGUCAACACAGUGGCAGCAGAUCGGAGUUUCACAAGCCGGGACAUUGAGUCAGGCGUUAUGCAGCUGAAUGUGGAAGUGUGCCCCAUACGGAAGCUGUCUCAGCGCGGAUUCUACCUGGCUUUCCAGAACUCUGGGGCCUGUGUGGCUCUGGUCUCUGUCCGGGUAUAUUACAAGACCUGCCCAGAAACAGUGGUGGGACUGGCCCACUUUUCAGAGACACUGGCAGGCUCAGAGGGGCUCACAGAGGUGCGAGGGGUCUGUGUAGAGGACGCAGCCGAAGAAGCAGGUUUCCCACCCAGGAUGCAUUGCAGUGCUGAUGGGGAGUGGCUGGUGCCAAUGGGCCGGUGCCUGUGUGCUGUUGGGUUUGAGGAGGCUGACAGAAGCUGUGUAGCCUGCCAGCGAGGAUUCUACCGUCACUCCCCAGAGACUGAGCACUGCCUCAAGUGCCCCCCAAACAGCUCAUCCAGUGCUACAGGGGCCACAGCCUGUCCCUGCAACCUGGGCUUCUACCGGGCACCCACUGAGAGUCAAAGUGUUGCCUGCACUCGCCCCCCUUCUAGUCCCCGCAAUGUCAGCUUCUCCCUGUUGGGGACGCAACUGUCUCUUUGGUGGCAGCCACCCAGCGACCAUGGUGGGCGCAAGGAUCUGACCUACAGUGUCUCAUGCCAGCGCUGCUCUGUCCUGGCAUGUGAGCCAUGUGAGGCUAGCGUGGUCUUCUCCCCCAGUGCCUCAGGCCUCAACAAUACAUCCAUAGAUGUGAAUGGUCUAGAGGCUUAUACCAACUACAGCUUCACUGUGAUGGCACGUAAUGGUGUCUCAGAGGUCAGCCCUUUCCCCCAGCGGGCCUCCCCUGCCAUCUGGGUCUCUGUCGGGCAUGCAGCUCCAGUAACAGUGUCCCACCUGACUCUCACCCAACGUGACGACAGCAGCCUGUCUGUGUCUUGGCCAGCCCCACGACACCGCAGCCGGAGCUCAGUGCAGUACGAGGUCAUGUACUUUGAGAAGGUGAGAG
This is a messenger RNA of Chelonoidis abingdonii (Abingdon island giant tortoise), 1600 nucleotides long. The record is from RefSeq and is a predicted model, not a curated record. Lineage: Eukaryota; Metazoa; Chordata; Testudines; Testudinidae.